This is a messenger RNA of Perkinsus marinus ATCC 50983, 1998 nucleotides long. Its product is annotated as retrovirus polyprotein, putative. Gene Ontology annotation, biological process: DNA integration. The coding region runs from base 1 to 1998 and encodes 665 amino acids. Gene Ontology annotation, molecular function: nucleic acid binding. NCBI's taxonomy places the organism in Eukaryota, Perkinsozoa, Perkinsida, Perkinsidae. The transcript has a single exon. The record is from RefSeq and is a predicted model, not a curated record.
AUGGUUGAUUGUAAUAAGGAUGCUUGGGCUGCCAUCAUGUUUCAACUUAUCAUAAUCAAGAAGAGUGAGAUUGCGGAUAUUGGUCCCCGAGCUAUAGGCUGGCAUCUCGCCCUUGAUGGGCUGGCCAUCAAGAUGUGCUCUGAAAUAUCUUUAGAGCUGGCCGAUGAUGAGGUAUGUAUGCUGCUCCCGCUCUCUCUCGAUGGUGGUUUAGUGACGGACGAGGAUAUGCUUCGCUCUUCAACUUUUCGUGAACGUAAAGCACAGUUGUUAGCUCUGCAUAGGUUCCUCCCUCUAUGCACCUCUCCUGUGGUGAUGAUUGGUGAUAAUGCUAACACUGUUGGUGGUCGGUAUUGGCAUACUCUUGAAGCUGAUCAUGCGGCUACCGAGCUGGACCUUAGGAUGGUAACUGAAUACCAUCGGACAGUUGAUGCUACAUUGUGGGUGCCUCGUCUUUCAGUGGUUAAGCUUGUGGAUUCCAUGGCAAGGGUCCUACCACAGGAUCUUGCCUCUGGUGAUGUCACUGAGGUUGAUCCUCUGCAUAUCUCAAGUAGUCUUUUACAAGAAGACGCUAUUGGUGAGUUUUAUGCUGAGACGUUGGAUGUGCUUGGUGAUGAUGAUGACGAUAUAGCAAUUGAACCAUUUCAGUGUCCCCGUUACUGUGACUUAGAUGCAGUCAGGGAAGCCCAGCAGACAUGUGCUGAGGUUCAAGCUCUUGCUAAAGGUAACGGCUUCAUCAAAGAUGAUGAUGGAGUUGUUUUCCGGGUCCAAAGGUUCAAUGCUUUGGGUAGUAUUGUUAAGCAACUUGUACUGCCUGUCGAGGUCAGGAAGGAAUUGGUGAUGCAAGCGCAUGCAGACUGUCAUGCUAACUCGAGACAGCUGAAGUUUCUGCUCUCGGACUGGUGUUGGUUUCCGAAGAUGGGGAACCUCUGUCGUAGUGUCUGUCAAGCUUGUGGUGUGUGUCAAGUGACUGCUUCGAAACAAGGCCGAGAGCUGGCUCCAUACGGUACUCGUCGUCCUGUGGAGGGUAUGGCGGCGACAUGGCAACGUGUAGGAGUAGAUGUCCUUCAUGUUGGUUCAGGGGGAAAGCUCUUAACCUGUACUUGCUGGUAUACUGCCUACUGUGACUUUCAAAUCGUUCCUGAUACUAAGGCGGAGUCCUUAGUACGAGGGAUGACUUUGAUUUUCAUGCGUUGUGGAUUUCCAAGGGUAUGUUACUCUGAUGGUGAAUUCUCGUCAAGAUUGGUUCAGUCUUGGGCUGAGAGUGUGGGCAUAUCUUGGAAUAUACAUCCCAGUAAUCAUCCUGAAGCAGGAGGUUAUUAUGAACGACGGCAUAGGAUAAUAUUGGAAGCUUUGAGGAAGUUCGUCCUUAGCGAUGGUGGCUCAGACUGGCAUGACGAGUUGGUUUUGGAGCAAGUUAAGUGGCUGGUGAAUCAUGGUGAAAUCGGUCAGAGUGGCAUUUGUCCUGCCUUACUAUUUUAUGGUCGCACCUUGCCAGUUCCUUGUAUGAAGGGUGCUGAUGAUUCAUUGAUAUUAUCAAGGCCGAACUCCGUAUUUGACUUAAUGAAGGUUGCUGAUGCAGUUGGUGGGAAUCGGCGAAAACUCCUCGGUGUAUUCGUCAAGGAGUGGCUUCUCCAGCGAGAACGGUCUUUGCCAGUGAUCAAGUAUGAGAGCAACCUCAAGCCCGGUGAAAUGGUUUAUGUUUUCACAGAGAGAGCUCAUAAAUUAUCUCCUACCUUUCGAGGCCCUUUUCCAGUGCUGGCUACGAGAGGACGUCAUGUGAUGAUAACUACUUCAAAUGGUGUCGAGACUCAUUGGCUUGGUAACUGUAAGCGUCAUUGUUCAGAUGAAGAUGUAGCAGCUGAUCCUGCACAAUCGCAGUCAUCGGGUGCGAGUGACUCAACCAACCAGCAACUCCAGAUACGUGCUCCAGAGCGUGCUCGAGCUGAGAGUUGGACUGCAGAAGCUGCUGACCGAGCUAAGAAGUCAGCGAGGAUGUAA